Messenger RNA from Trypanosoma grayi, 786 nucleotides. Its product is annotated as ubiquitin-conjugating enzyme E2. The coding region runs from base 1 to 786 and encodes 261 amino acids. Gene Ontology annotation, biological process: protein sumoylation. Gene Ontology annotation, cellular component: nucleus. The transcript has a single exon. The record is from RefSeq and is a predicted model, not a curated record. Gene Ontology annotation, molecular function: SUMO conjugating enzyme activity. NCBI's taxonomy places the organism in Eukaryota, Euglenozoa, Kinetoplastea, Trypanosomatida, Trypanosomatidae.
AUGUCAGGACACUCUCUGGCGCAGGCGCGUCUGCGUGAGGAGCGCAAAGCGUGGCGCAAGGACCGUCCCUUUGGCUUCUGGGCGAAGCCGUGCGAAAUGCCAAUGCCCGCAUCUUCCCCCCAGUCAUCGUCGCAUGCUGCUGCCGCUGAUCCCGUAAGAACUGCCGCCAACGCAUCAUCCACCACUACCACCACCACUGUUAAUAAUACAACUGCUGCCACAACAGCAUCAACCUCGUCAGCGGCCGGUGCUGCCCCUGUGAAUAAGGAUGACAACAGCAAAACCACAGAGGCCACCACAACUGCGGCAGCAACAGCAAGCGCGGGGUUGAACCUGCUCGAGUGGGAGGCCGGCAUCCCUGGCAAGCCCNCCACCACAACUGCGGCAGCAACAGCAAGCGCGGGGUUGAACCUGCUCGAGUGGGAGGCCGGCAUCCCUGGCAAGCCCGGCACCCCCUUCGAGGGCGGUGAGUUCCGGUUGCUGCUGCACUUCACAGAGGACUACCCGACGAAGCCACCCAAGUGUGUCUUCACGCCGGUGUUGUUCCAUCCCAACGUUUACCCAAGCGGCACUGUCUGCCUGUCGAUUCUCAAUGAGGAGAAGGACUGGCGGCCGAGCAUCACGAUCAAGCAGAUUCUGCUCGCCAUUCAGGAGCUGCUCGACAACCCGAACAUCAAGGACCCCGCGCAGGAGGAGCCGUACAAGGUGUACAUGCGCGACCCCAAGGAGUACGAGGAGCGUGUGCGGCAGGAGGUCGCCAAACACCACCAAAAGCGGAUGGUGUAA